Molecule: messenger RNA, 6024 nt
Organism: Oncorhynchus kisutch (coho salmon)
Lineage: Eukaryota; Metazoa; Chordata; Actinopteri; Salmoniformes; Salmonidae
Product: calcium permeable stress-gated cation channel 1
Exons: 23
Coding region: 235-2745 (836 amino acids)
Cellular component (GO): plasma membrane
Molecular function (GO): calcium-activated cation channel activity
Source: RefSeq, a predicted model, not a curated record
CCUGACACAGUGGGUAGCCCACAGCAUCCUGCCCUGCAGUGUGGAGCUUCUGUACAGUAGAGGAGGCACACAUCACAUCAGGAGCAGGAUCCAGCCCUCUGGUGAUGAAAGACUCAGGAGGGAUGCUAUAGCUAGCAAGGAGUGGCUAUGGAGGAAGGGGAGGGACAUCUCAGUGAGCCGAUGCAGUUGUGUUUGUAUGACUUCAGCCCCUGAGACGUAGGCCGAGGCUCACUCAUGGCGGACACUAAGCUGUUUGUGACGGGGGCGCCCCCUCUGGAUGUGAGGGAUAUGGAGCUGGAUGUGCUGGGCUUCCUGGACUCUCUGGGGGAGGACAACAUCACUGCAGCAGAGAGGUGCUACCGCUCCCACUCCCGCAGCAGUGUCCUGCAAGGCCUGCCCUUUGGAGGGGUGCCCACGGUCCUCGCCAUUAAUGUUGUCAUGUGGAUGUUUCUGUUACUGAUCUUCUCCUGUUUGAGGAAGGCUGCGUGGGACUAUGGCCGUCUGGCUCUAUUGAUGGAGAAUGACAGCCUCACGUCCUUGUUCUACGGAGAGCAGAGUGAGAAGGAGAAGUCCCCGUCAGAGUCCAGCCCUUCAGACUCCGAGACCAAGGACUUGGGCUUCUGCUCUUGGCUUACAACAAUCUAUCAUAUGAAGGAUGAUGAGAUCAGGAGUAAAUGUGGCAUCGACGCUACGACCUACCUGUCCUUCCAGCGCCACAUCAUCCUGCUCAUGACCGUGGUCUGCCUGCUGUCUUUGGCCAUCAUCCUGCCUGUCAACUUUUCCGGGAACCUCCUAGGGGAUAAUCCUGAGAAUUUUGGAAGAACGACUGUGGCUAAUCUUCCUGCAAAGGACAGUUUCCUGUGGCUCCACAGUAUCUUUGCUCUGCUCUACUUCAUCAUCACAGUGCUGUGUAUGGCGCAUCACUCCUCACGCCUGGAGUACAGAGAGGACGAGAAGGUGGCCAGGACUCUCAUGAUCACCUGCAUCCCCAGAGAGAUCUCCGACCCAGGCCUCAUCACAAAACACUUCCAUGAGGCUUACCCCAGCUGUACUGUCACUGACGUCCGCUUCUGCUUCAAUGUACACAAACUGAUGAUGCUGGACUCUGAGCGACGGAAGGCGAUGAAAGGAAGGCUGUAUUUCGCCACUAUGUCCCAGAAGGAGGGGAAGAUCAUGAUGAAGAUCCACCCCUGUGCUACCAUAUUCUGCUGUGAUGUGUGCGGCUUUGAGCAGGUGGAUGCAGAGCAGUACUACAGUGAGCUAGAGGAGAAACUGACUGAUGAGUUUAAUGCAGAGAAGCACCGCAUCUCGCUCAAGAGGCUGGGCAUCGCCUUCGUGACUUUUCGGGAUGAGAGGAUGACUGCUGUUAUUGUCAAGGACUACAGCCGGGUUGGUUGCCGUCGGAGACCCAAGCAGUCUAGCAUCACCACGGUAGUUCAGUCUCACAGGUGGGGUGUAGGCUAUGCCCCAGCUCCAAGCGACAUCAUCUGGGAGAACCUGUCGCUGUGUGGCUCCCGCUGGUGGCUGCGCUUUGUCCUGCUCAAUAUCCUCCUCUUCCUACUCCUCUUCUUCCUCACCACGCCCGCCAUCAUCGUCAACACCAUGGACAAACUCAACGUCACCCGGCCUGUUGACAGCCUGAGGAGCCCGAUCAUCACUCAGUUCUUCCCUACCCUCCUGCUCUGGGCGUUCUCUGUCCUGUUACCCUUCAUAGUCUACUACUCUGCCUUCUUCGAGUCUCACUGGACCAGAUCCAGUGAGAACCAGAUCACGAUGCACAAGUGCUUUGUACUGUUGGUGUUCAUGGUGAUCAUCCUGCCCUCGCUGGGUCUUUCCAGUCUCGACCUGUUCUUCAGGUGGCUGUUUGAUGUCAAUUUCCUGGAAGACAAGAAUAUCAAAUUUGAGUGUGUGUUCCUGCCUGAUAACGGAGCGUUCUUCGUGAACUACGUGAUCACGUCCAGCCUGAUUGGCACGGCCAUGGAGCUGCUGCGUAUCCCAGCUCUGAUGGUGUAUGCGCUGCGUCUCUGCUUGGCCAAGCCCGGGGCCGAGCGCAUCCACGUCAAACGGAGCCAGGCCUAUGAGUUCCAGUUUGGUCUGCAGUAUGCCUGGACCAUGUGCAUCUAUGCUGUUAGCAUGACCUACAGUAUCACCUGUCCCAUCAUCAUGCCCUUUGGGCUGCUCUACCUGAUCCUGAAACACAUGGUGGACCGCUACAACAUCUAUUAUGCCUACGUGCCCACCAAGCUCAACCAGCGCAUCCACACUGCAGCCAUCAGCCAGGUCAUCGUGGCGCCCAUCCUCUGCAUGUUCUGGCUCCUGUUCUUCUCCGUGCUCAGACUGGGUCCAGUGCAUUCCAUCACCCUCUUCACCUUUGUGUCCCUGCUCUCCUGCCUUGCCUUCUCCCUCCUUGGCCUAUGCCUUAGGAAACAGCCUGACAAGUCAUCAAGCUACCAGAUGUCAGACCAGGUGUCUGCUGACCAGCCAGCAGAAGGGGCCUUCGCUAAUGCAGAGAGAAGCUCCACCCCCUCCACCACCCCAUCUAAUCUGUUUCUGGCAUCUGUGUUGCUGGAGCCGGAACUAGGCCUGACCCCGAUGCCCUCCCCAGCUCACCAGAGCUACGGGACCAUGGCCAGCUCCCAGGACCGAGAGGAGGAGGAGGAGGACCAGGUUGAAACCGUUGAGACAGAGCUCCAAGAGACCCCAGACCCUUACUACGCCAUGGACAGCCCAGUGGGUAACCAGUGACCUACACCUGUGAUAUAAGGGAGCGAAAGAUGCCACAAUGCUGCAUAUUUACCUUUUAACCUCAGAAUCACAUCCAACUGCCUCAGCCCCUCUGACUGGACCCAUGUUUGUGAGACCAUUUGGAUUGUGUCUUUGGAGGUUCUUUGGAACCCAAGGCUGAAAUAAUUUCUUCCUCAGCCCUGUGGCGGGGAUGUGGAGAAAGGAUGCAAGUGGCCUUCUCUCCCUCAGUGUACAGAAGUCAGUGACCACACCACAACAUCUCUCAAAGCUGUCAUCAUAAAUGAACCAUACGGAGGAUACUUCAAACAAAAGUGCUGUCAUUUUCUGACUUACUGCUUCAUAAUUUUCUCCCUUUCUUCCCUCUAUAAGUUGCAUGGAAUGAAUUAACUAGCGAGGAAGGACACUGGGACAGGAGUAGGGGUGAAUUUCACCAACUACCCUACGAGACAGAGUGGUCUUGGCUCUGGUGUGGUAGAGCUCCGUGAGGCAGAGGGUUGCGGGUUGUAAUCAAGCCAUCUGCAGUGAGAGAACAGGACAGACGGAUGGAGGGCAGAGUGGAUCUCGGAGCUCUAACACUCCCUAUGGAGGAGAAGGCACAAGGAACCCAAUGGGACCUGAUGCUAUUGUAUUUUUUAUUUUUGUCAAGGCUGUUAUUUUUGCUAUUCUGUAGUUGCCCGUUGUAUGUGAUAUUAUUGUGCUGAAGGGCGAGGGGCAGGCUGCUUAUUGUUUAAUAACAAUGUAUUUAUGGUGCCAUCCCUUUAUUGUUUAUAAAUAUGACUGUGAAAAAGGUGUCUUCUUGUUGGACAAGUCCAGGUAGUCAACCAUUUCAAAACAUGAUCUCCAAUUUACUUUGGUUUUAUGUUUUGCAUAAAUGUCCCGCAGCAAAAAGUAGUCAAGAAAAAAUACUAAUAGUUCUCUAUUGCAUCGUGGUUUCAGUAGUCCAAACCAGUCCUCUCCACUGCAUGUUGAGAAUGUGGUUUAAGAGAAAGGACUUGUCUGUACAUUGUUAUACUCCAUGUCCACCCUCAAACUAAACGGCUUUCUCUAAUGCUGCAUAAGACUCAGCUGACAGUCAUCUUUGCUAGUGUUGUAUUGCAAGUGUUUUGCUGCUCGAAGGAGAGGUUUCCUUGCCAGACUGAAUGUAAACUGAUUGUGGUUAGUAAUCGUGCUCUCUUGCUGUGCCUUGAAGAAAAUCGCUCUUUCGUCUAGCAAUCCAGCAUGGCCUGAAAUAUGCUGCAUGGACUGAACUAAAAACCAGUGAAAAGAUGUAGACAGACUUAAAUUAACAAACACACACAGAGUAGCGUAUGGCCAUAGUUCUAUCAAAUGCCACCCAUAAGCAGCUAUUAUCUUACUCCCAUCAUUUGUGUGAGCAGCCAUCCUCCUAUGAAUAGUUCCCUCAGCCAAUAAACAAGCAGGGUUUAAAUAAGUAUUAUGCAAAAUACUUAUUUUCGGUGUAAUUUGAGUAUUUCAAAAUAAUGUGGCCAAAGUCCGCUUCUAUUUAAAGUAUUUUCAAAUAAUUUCCUAUAAAUUGCUUUUUUAUUUUAAACAAUUAAAAAUGACAAACUAAAAUAUCACCCAUAGGACCAGGUUCAAAUGCAUGGUAUUAAAAUAUUUGUAUUUGAAAAUACAAUUGUCUGUAUUUGACUAUUUUCAAAUACUUUACAAAUGUAUUUCCCAAAAUACAUUCUAAUAUUCAACUGCUUGUAUUUUCAUAACAACAUCUAAAUACCUACUUCAAAGUGCAUUUGAAAGUAAUUUAAACACCCAGAUCUGACAAACAGUGUGCUCCACAGACCACUGGGCUAAUGAUAUUGACUCAUUAUGUGCUGACUGGAUCUUCUAGUCUUUUUUUUUUUUUCAAUGAAAUGAUUUGGAUUGUAGCUUAAGGUGCCUUGUUGUGGGUGUCACUCUCUGUCUGCAGUUUCUAACUGUUGUAUUCUGUGAUCAUAUAGCCAAUCUCUUUGUAGAUUCCUUUGAAACUUGUUUCUCUGGUGUCUUGGCCCUUCCUACAAUGUUAUGAUAAGUUAUUGUUAGUUAUGUUUGUCAUCAUGCAGAAAUGGUGGUUCCUGUUUUUUCCUGAACCCAAAGAAAGCUACAGAAUAUAUAUAUAUAUAUAUAUAUAUAUAACUGUAAAAUUGUUUGCCUAAGAAAUGUCACCUAAAGAUACAGGUCCAGGUACUUUUUAGUGCAUCCCUGGGAAGGUUGCCAUUUUAUGGUCAUUGAAGUAUAUUCUUGAUAUACCCUGAUGUCUUUAUUUGCUAUAAUUUAUUAUUAUUAUAAAUAGUGUUUGUUAGAAGUGGUUUUGUCAAACGGACAGAAUAUUAUAGGAUAAAUCUAGUGUGUCUUAUAAAAUCUAAGUUAUUUGUUUAAUUUCAGGGGAACUAGAAUUGUUUUAUGAACAAAUGUCCAGCAUAAAAACAAACUGAUCAUCCCAAAACGAGUCACUGUGUUAUGUUCACGGUGUAGGCCUACGCUACCAUCUGAGAUGUUCAUUGUGGAGAGCAACUCAGUAAAAUCAGUUUGAACAGCACAUCACAGAAACCAUAAACAAAAAAGUGCCUAAGCUCACCAAAUGUGUGCUCUGGAUUUCAGCAUGUCGUUUCACAGGCCAUGACGUUCAUAUAUAGGCGCUACUUGGUCAAUCCGAUGUCUGCAUUGGCCGUGAAGCAUUUACUGCGGUACGGCCUCUUCAGAAGUCAGGGCAUUCAUACUUCUUGCGCUUCGUGGAGCAGCGCAGAGCUGUUAAGGAAGUGAGCUUGUGUUUAUACAGGACCUCCCGCCCUCACCUACCGUCAACCAAUCAUGUAAAUGCGGAGCUAUAUGGAGCUCUCCAGUGCUACAAAAGUUGAGGCUACGGCGACGCAGUACAGAGCUCAUUUUGGCCUCUGCAUUCAUCCGUAGGCUUCCUAUUAAAACAUGUUAAUCAAUUUAUUUGUUAUGGUGGUCAUAACGGUUGAGUAAACAUCAAAAAGAAAGCUUGGUUCUUUAUGUUCCAAUAACAAUGAGUGGGGGAAUGUACUUGUAAAACUCACUGAGAUUUGAUUCCAAAUUAGCUCUGUUGUACCUCUUUGUCAUUUGUGCUCAUACAUCAAAUGCUCUUCACAUGGGUGCCCUGGCUCUAUUUUGGGGAUACAGUGGUUUUCCACUUAGGCCAAGCUCUUAUUUUUAUCCUUUACAGGAAACUGGUGUGUCCUUACUGAAGUACUACUUAUAGAUUUCUCUGAAUCAUUUACUUUUGCAGGGAAAUAAAGUAAAACAAACAUUCUGUCAUCUUGA